CGCAUGCGCCGGCAACCGCGAGCCUCGCCGUCGUUACAGAAAUCCGGCAGCGAUCUUAAAAAUCCACCGUGCCAAAACUUCAAUUCAUCCAUAGUACGAGCCCGGCAGGUGGAGAGCCAACCCAAACUACCAAUCCCUGCUUUCAAUUCGCGAGCCGCAAGCUCCCAGCGCGGCCUCGCCGUCGCCGCCGCCGAGCACGAUGUUGGAUGAGGACUGCACAGAAGCCUUCCGCAAGAUCUUCUCGCCCUCCUGCCGGCCCCCGCCGCUCCCGAGCCCCGACACCGCUCCCGCCCCCUGGGUGCUCAUCGAGCCGCUGGCGUACGUCGCUGACCAGACGAACGCCACCACCGCGGAGGCGUCCACGAGCACCGGCCUCACGCUCCGGGUCACCGUCUGCCUCACCGACCCGCUGGGCGUCUCCUACGUGUGCGUCCACUGCCCCGACCUCAACGACACCGACUACGCCAGCAGGCCCAGCGUCGUCUGCUCGGAGAAGGACUUCCUCCUCCUCUCGGUCCUCUUCCUACACGCUCCCCAAGGACGUGAGUACUUCGUCUACAAGGCCGGCCCCGGGCGGCCGUCGCUCCGGCUGAUCCCAGGUCCCUAUCCGCUCGUCCUCACUGCCUCGGAUUUCGGCCUCCUACCUCGAGACGACGGCGACCAUUUCGUCCUGGCCGCCCUCUGCUAUUCACUGACCCCUUGGGUCUAUGAUCUCCAUGUCUUCUCGUCCAGGACCUGGGCUUGGAGCACUAAGCUGACGCAGACGGAGAUAUCGUCGGAUGUCCGAACGGGGGUGUCGAUUAUCAUAGCAUCCAAGGUGAUUCAGCUUGGGGGUGGCACGCUUGGAUGGGUUGAUCUCUGGAGGGGGAUAGCCUUCUGCAACGUGCUCGAUGAAAUUCCUGUUCUGAGGUUCAUCACAUUGCCUAUGCUGAUGCCUGGCAACAAGGACGGCGUGAAACCUGCCCCGUGGCCACUCCGGAAUGUUGCCUACAGCAAUGGGUUGAUCAAGUUUAUCGAGGUAGAAAAACAUGAAAGACCAGAUGUUGACGAAACAUCGUAUGAUGACAUGGAUACACUCUGCGAGUCAGACUGCUUGACCAAGCCCAAAGAAAUUGGUUGGAGGGCCAUGACAUGGUACACAACGACUUCUUGGGACCAUUGGCGCAAGGGGUGCGUGGCUUAUGAUGAGGAAAUCUCGGUUGACUACCCAAGAUUGUCUAAGAUGUUGCCUCAUGUGAGGGACAAUGUUACCAAGGAGUUGACACUGAAGGACCUGCUAGCAUCUUACCCUGUCCUGAGCUUGACCUGUCAUUGUGAUGAUAUUGUAUACAUGUUGUGUAAACUAAAAUCUUGCAGCCCAAAGUCAUGGUUGAUCACUGUUGACCUGAAAGAGAAGGUAUUGGUCGAUUUGGCACCAUUUUCUCUGGAAGGAUAUUUCAGCUCAGCGCACCCUUCUGAAUUGUCCAGUUAUCUGAAGACAGCUCUAGCAACAGAAGGUACUUGAGGGCCCUGAGAAGGAGCUGGUGACCAAAACAUGUGUGCUGCUCCAGCGGCCAUCAUCGUCAUCUCAAAAUACAACCCAAGCCUUCCUUAAACGCAAGCAUGGAUGGUUUUUAUGGCUGCUCAAGCUUCUGUUCCAUGUCCUCUCUCCUCUGCAAUAUUGAUGUUCCCAUUUUGUUCAUUAGGCCAUUAUGUGUUCUGCUGCUACCGAUGAGUGCCUAUCGUUUCAAUAUAAUUAGCUAGCUCCUAAGAAGUAUGCUGUUUUGGUCAACUGGUUGGCUCAAUCUGUGUAGUGUAGACCAGGUCUGUUUGGUUUGCUUUCCUUGGAGGUUGGAAACGAAAAAACUUACAGUAGCAUUGUUCUAAAAUAUAGUGGGAAGAG
Molecule: messenger RNA, 1882 nt
Organism: Lolium rigidum
Lineage: Eukaryota; Viridiplantae; Streptophyta; Magnoliopsida; Poales; Poaceae
Exons: 2
Coding region: 200-1504 (434 amino acids)
Source: RefSeq, a predicted model, not a curated record